CCCAGUCCCAGAUGUUCUCCCCCCUCCAAUGCCGGUGGUAGAAAAACAGUUCAAAGGAUUUUGACAGCAUGCAUGGUCUCCUUCUGCAGCCUCCUGGGAGCCAUUUCUUUUGAUUUGAGCAACAGCUUGGAAAUAUGGAGAAACACAGGGAAAGCCCUUCAGGAACUUGCCUCUUGUGAAAACCUUUGGGCUGUUCACCUCAUCUAUCUCCUGCAGGAAGAAAGGCACAACUGGCUGUUCCCAGCAGCGGACGAGAGGAACAGAUCAUUUCAUGCUCAGCUCUUGGGGAAUUUAAAUUCCCUCUGUAGGGCAAGUGAAGCAGAACUGUAUUGUGAGAAUUGCCAAUGCAAAAAGGAGAAAAUCUCCGUUUGUAGGUUUUACAUCACUGACAUGAGACGAAGACUAAAUAGCACAGGGGAUACUGACGCCACACAGGUGCUGUCCAGAGUGAUCUCUGAACUGCUGGAGCAUUUCAGUAGUCCCCAUCAAGACCUCAAAGCUAUGAGAUACAAUCCUGACUGGGCACACAUAGUAGCUUUUAAACUCAUCCUUCAAAUAAGAGAAGCCUUGCUUAAAGCUCAUUUGAUGCCAGAAGCUACAAACUUUCAAACAGUACUGCAUCAGUUUUUUGCCAUUCUGAACUAUGCUAUCUUCUCAUCAGAGAGCGUACGUCAGUGCUGGAUGGAUAACGUCAAUCUGUCACUUCAUUUCACCCACUACGAAGGAAUCCCUUUUUUCAUCCCAUUCGUGGGCUCUUAUGAAUUUGUGUCCACUACCACAUUGGUAAAGGGACUGCAUUAUGCACAGAUCUGCCUACUGCAGAAGGGACAGGAAAUUCUCCUCAAGAAAUCUAAAGAAACAGUCUCCACAAUGAGCCUUAAGAUCAGUCUGUUAGUGAUAGCUUGCCUCAUAUAUCCCAUAAUCCUGAUGUCCUUUAAGCAAAUGACAGAUUGGAUACACAAUUAUGCCAGGAACCUCAAGGAAAAGACAGAGGACUUGAAAAGGGAGAGGCAGCUAGCUGAGGACCUCUUACACCAGAUGUUGCCAAAAUCUGUGGCCAAGCAGCUACGGAAACACCAGAAAGUUGAGGCAGAAAACUACGACCAGGUGACCAUCUUUUUCUCAGACAUCGUGGGGUUCACAAGCAUCGCUGCCUCCUGUACUCCCCUGCAAGUUGUUGAGAUGCUCAACAAUCUCUAUGUCUGCUUUGACAGCAGGAUUGAGUCUUAUGAUGUUUACAAGGUGGAAACCAUUGGUGAUGCCUAUAUGGUGGUGAGUGGCUUGCCAGAGAGGAAUGGCACCAAACAUGCUGAUGAGAUUGCCAAAAUGUCUCUGGAUCUGGUGGCAGCAGUUCGCCAGGUCAUGAUCCCUCACAUGCCAACGUGCAGACUGCAGCUGCGGGCUGGGAUACACACAGGACCCUGUGUAGCUGGAGUUGUGGGGUACAAAAUGCCUCGAUACUGUCUUUUUGGGGACACUGUAAACACAGCAUCCCGCAUGGAGUCCACCAGCUUGCCGCAGAAGAUCCAUAUCAGUUCUGCUACAUAUGAUGCCCUUCUCGCAGAUGAUGCCUAUGAAAUUGAACUGAGAGGAGAAAUUGAAGUCAAGGUAACAGCUUUUCUCUAA
Molecule: messenger RNA, 1626 nt
Organism: Strigops habroptila (Kakapo)
Lineage: Eukaryota; Metazoa; Chordata; Aves; Psittaciformes; Psittacidae
Product: soluble guanylate cyclase 88E-like
Exons: 6
Coding region: 73-1626 (517 amino acids)
Biological process (GO): receptor guanylyl cyclase signaling pathway; intracellular signal transduction; cGMP biosynthetic process
Molecular function (GO): guanylate cyclase activity; peptide receptor activity
Source: RefSeq, a predicted model, not a curated record